AUGGCUAAACCAUCGACAUCUUCAGAGAAACAGAGUAUUGCUUCCGAACCGAAACCUGAUCCCAUCCCACGAACUACCGUUCCCGUGCCAUUUAAAUUCUCCACGAGGAAACCGAUAGUGAAUACGUUUUCUACUAAAUUUGUAGAGGAGAUGAUUGCCAGAAAAAAACAAGAGGAGGAAGAAGAAACUCAGGGCAGUAAACCAAAGCCCUUCAAAGCCCACGCCGUUCCAAAGUCGACCUAUGUGCCCACAAAUCCUAGGGUGGCGGACCAGGCCUAUGUGGAGGCAAUUCGGAGACGAUUGGCAGGAAAUCUGCGGAAGCACUUCCAACAGGCAUUGUUGGCAAGAAAGUCGAAAAGCAUGGGUGACAUUGCAGGUAUAGCUGCUCGACCAGUACCACUAUCGACGUACUUGCCUCCGUUGAAGCUUCCUGAAUAUCGUCGAGCUAGAAGUGCUGGGCAUAGGGCUGUGAAACUAUUAACGGAGGCAAAAUCCCCGCCCAAUGUUAAGGAGCACACAAUUCGAACCCGUGUGUCCACAAAAGUACGACACUCUCAAUGCGCUGGAAAAGAGAAUCAUGAAAGAUUACGUCGUCAGCCAGUGCCUGAUUUUCAGAAACUGCACGCUGAGUUAGAAGAAAGGAUUAAGAAAGCAUCUCACAUGCCUGUGACGAUUCCACGACCAUUUCGUCUUACUAGCUCAGAGACGCACCUUCAUCGGAAGUGCAAGUCUUCAUCUCCGCCACAGCGGCGCUCCAGAAAUAUACGACGAGUAUCGCGAGAAAACAUUGUCGUAAGGCCUACACAUUCUUCGAAAAUUCGUUUAGAAGCUGCGAGAAAGCGUCAGGAAAGAUUCAACAUGGAUCGCAACCGUUCUGAACGAUUCUGGGAAGAUAAAAGAGACGAAAUGGUAUUGAACCGGUUGAAGGUGCUCUCCUCGAUUGGUUCUGUUGGAAAUCUCAACGAGGAGAUCGAGAGAAAAACCGCCGAGAAAAGGUACUUGGACGGUCCGUCUUCACGAGCUGUGCAGACCCCAGCACAUAUGCCAUUCGUUCGUUUCUCUCGCAAUCGCAGUCCAUGGUGGUGGUCUUGUUCGAGCAUGGCAGCGCUUGCGUGUCUCACACCAUGA
This is a messenger RNA of Angiostrongylus costaricensis, 1128 nucleotides long. The record is from the annotation of a GenBank genome assembly. Lineage: Eukaryota; Metazoa; Nematoda; Chromadorea; Rhabditida; Metastrongylidae.